AUGGUCAGCAUAUUACGUUCGUUUUCGCAACGUUUCAACAAGAAACGAGUCCCACGAUCAGAUGAGAUCGACAAGACUCAUAACAACAUAAAGCCAGAUCAGAUCAACAUUCGCAAGCAAUUCCUCUGUAAAAUCAUUUUACUUGAUGGUACUGAUCUGAAUAUUGCCUUGUCGAGGAAGGCGGUUGGUCAGGAGGCCUAUGAUAAGGUGUUUAAUCACUUGGAUUUGGACGAAAGUGAUUACUUUGGCCUACAGUACACUGAUCACUACAAUGUUCAGGUGGGUUAUUGCAACCUUUUUUUGACUUUUUGGUUUUAUGGCGUUUGGGAGACACAAUUUCAUAGUAUUUGACGAUUAUUAUGACGUAUUUUACAUCCCAUUUUAAACAAUUAACAGCUUUUGUUUGUCUGGGACAUCUUUCAUCGUAUAACAUGUCAGUUUUUUGUUCUUGACCAUAUAAACUGAACCUUACAGUAAAAAUAUGUAAAAUAUUGGUUUUGAAAACAAAAUUGACAUUUUUUAAACAUUUUUUAAAUAAAAAUGCACGUUGUUUGUAUGGGACAUGUUUUAUCGUAUAACAUGUCAUUUUCAUCGUAUAACAUAUCGCUUUUUUUCAAAUUUUGCCGUUUUACACCAAACUUUUUGUAAAAAUAUAUAAAACAUGACAAAACAAAUCACAUAGAGCAUAAAAAGUCUAUUUUCAAUUGGUAUUUCAUAAAUAAUGUCACAUUUGCAGCACUGGCUGGACCCCUGGAAGAAGAUCCGAAAGCAGAUUUCGAUCGGUCGCAUUUGUACCUUUCGAUUCCAAGUCAAGUUCUUCUCGUCCGAACCAUCGAAUUUGCGAUCCGAAUUCACGAGGUAUCAGUUCUUCCUUCAAUUGAAGAAUGACAUUCGAACUGGCAAAAUGAAGUGCCCAAAAAGCUCUGUCAUUCAGAUGGCCGCGCUUCAGUUGCAAUGUAAGUUACUGUAGUAGUUGUGAUAGGGUAGGGUAAGGUAGGGUAUAAUAAGGUAAAAUAGGGCAUGUUAGGGUAGAUCACAAAAAAAAAGUUUCUUUUAACUUUUAAAAUUUUUUUUGUUUUGACACUUUCCAUCGUAUAACAUAUCGCUUACUAAAAUAUUUUUUUCGAAAUUUGUGGGUCACAUAGGCUUAAAAAUGGCAUACUGCAUAGAUUUAUGUAAAAUAGAAAAAUUUUUUUUGGCAGGUUUCAUCGUAUAACAUGUCACUUUUUGUCAUAUUUGGACAUGAAAUUAGUAAAAAAAGUUAAAAUUGUUAAAAAUAGGCAAGAAAACAGUAUUACAGCGUAUUUUAACUAAAAAAUUGUAAAAAUUUUGUUUUGGAGAUGUUUCAUUGUAUAACAUGUCACUUUUCUCCAUUUCGGGUUUAAAAUUCUCUAAAAUACGUCAAAUUUCAGCUGAAUGUGGAGACUACAACCCAGAACAGCAUAAUGCAGCUUUCGUCUCGGAAUUUAGAUUCCAUCCGGAGCAGGACGAAGAAAUGGAGAUUCAGAUCCUCAAACACUGGACCCAAUUGCUAGGGCGCAGCCCGGCAGAAGCCGAACAAACAUACCUCGACUUGGCCAAGCGAUUGGAGUUCUAUGGGGUUGAGUUGUACGAAGUUGUGGCCAAAGAUGGCAAUAGGUAUAUGUUGGGGUUGACGCCUUCUGGAGUCAUCGUGCUGGACAACAGUAUCCUCAUCGGGCUUCUGUUCUGGCACUUCAUGCCUCAGUUCUCCUUCCACAACAGACAUAUUACGAUAGUGCUGGAGGAGCACAUCAACGACGAGAUUCAGCAGCACACGUUUGUGUUCGAAUUGGCUAGCCAAAAGGCGUCGAAACAUGUGUGGAAGAGGGCGGUCGAGUAUCAUACCUUCUACAGGAUGAAGAGACAUCGACCUCACAGGAAGGCGGCCGACCAGAUCAUGAGGUUCAGAAGCACUUUUGAGCAUCGGUAAGUAUUUUACCCUACCCUACCCUACCCUACCCUACCCUACCCUACCCUACCCUACCCUACCCUACCCUACCCUACCCUACCUUACCCUAUCUUACCUUGUCUUGGCUUACUGUACUAAAUUUUCAGCGGCCGAACCGAAUUCGAGAACGUGAACAACCCUUUGAUGCGUCGUGAUCAACGUUCCAUUACCUUCCAACGUAAACCAUCUCAACGCUACGGUCCUAGGCAGUCUCAUAUUCAGAAAUUACGAGAGGAACGUGAAAAGAAGAACGCUGAGGCACGGCAGAGGCAGUUGGAGAACGCUGGUCAAGUUAGCAUGGAGUCUUCUCAACAAAACUCUGAAGCACGGUACAACUCUAAUGGCUCACGGUAUGGCACGGAGGGCUCACAGUGGGCUUCUGAAGGUUCACAGUAUCCUUUUGAAAGCUCACGGUACGAUUCAGAGGCUUCACGGUAUGCUUCUGAAGCCAAGAACGGCCAAAACUUGCAGGAGAAGCAGCUUUCUGAAGCUGAAAGCCGACUUCCUGUAGCACAUUCAUCCCAGCCCAACGUUCUGGGAAGUGUGCAGAACACUCACGACACCCAUCAUAGUACUAGCUUAGUACCAGAAGUACCAAACAGCCAAAAUAACCAUCAAAUGAGCCAAAACUGUACCAAAAACGAGCUGUUUGGUACCUCAUACCUGUCGAAAUCACCUAUAUUAUCAGCUUCAGAAGCCUCUACCACCUUUGACGCGGUUCAAAGUACCAAUAUUAAUGGUACUGUACAAGCUAGCAAUACUACUGUAUCUAUGGUAGAGGUUAGAGAUGAGAAUGAUGGGAGAAGUAAUGUAAAUAUUGUACCUAGAGCUGGCUUAACAUCUUGUAGUAGGAUCCCACGGUAUGGCAUGGUAAGAGUUUUUGAUGUUCAAGUGUGUGAGAGAGUGGUACUGUUAGUAGUACCGUUACUAUAAUUUUUUAAAUUUUUUUUUGAUAAAUCAGUAUAUAUACUGUUUGACCUUAGUACAGUGGGUACUGUAAAGUGAUGAUAGAAUAGGGUACUGUAAGGUCAUAAUAUGUAGGGUACUGUAAGGUCAUGAUAGAGUAGGGUACAGUAUGGUCAUGAUAAGGUAGGGUACUGUAAGGUCAUGAUAGAGUAGGGUACUGUAAGGAUAUGAUAGAAUAGGGUAUUGUAAGGGCAAGGUAGAUUAAGGUUGGGGAAAGUCUUGCAAGGUACUGUUGGAGUACUGUAAGGUCAAAAUACGGUAGGGAAUUGUAAGUAGGGUAGAGUAGGGUAGGGUAGGGUAGAGUAGAGUAGGGUAGGGAAGAGUAGGGAAGGGUAGGGUAGGGUAGGGUAGGGUAGGGUAGGGUAGGGUAGGGUAGGGUAGGGUAGGGUAGGGUAGGGUAGGGUAGGGAAGGGAAGGGUAGGGUAGGGUAGGGUAGGAUAGGGUAGGAUAAGGUAGGGUAGGGUAGGGUAUUGCACUUUAUAUUAAACUUUGCUUAAUAAUACCUAACAUAACAUUAUACUUGCUUAUCAUUAACCUACCUUUAUAUAACUUCUAUCAAAGCUUGACUAACCUUUUCAUUACCUAACAAACUCCAUUUCAGCUCCAAGCCCGUCGAGCCCAUUCGCCUAACAAUCAACAAAUACUGCUUUAAUUUCAGUCGCAAACUCUUUUCCAUGCCAAAUAACAAUCUUUAUUUCAAUGCAAAAUGUCGGUCUAUAAUAAUAUUAUUUUUGUUUUCAUUUCAAGUUGCAUAACCUGUAGAAUAAAUAUUUUUAUUUUUUCUUUGAUUUUUCAUUGCUUGUAAAGAAAGUUAUUGCUAUUUUAUGUUUUGUAAAGAAAGUUUUUGCCAUUUUAUGUUUUGUAAAGGAAGUUCUUGCCAUUUUUCAUGAAAUAACGAGAUUUUGUAAUCAUGCAGCCUGCAGGUGACAAGUUAUACGAUAAAUUCUAUUUUUUUGUUUUGUAAAGAAAGUUCUUGCUAUUUUAUGUUUUGUAAAGGAUGUUCUUGUGAUUUUUUAUAAAAUAACGAGAUUUUGUAAUUAUGCAGCCUGCAUAUGACAAGUUAUACGAUAAAUCUAAUGUUAAUGUUUGGUAAAGAAAGUUCUUGCCAAUUUUAGUCAUGUAAACAACUUUAUUACCGUUUUGGGUUUGUAAAGGAAGUUUUCGUCAUUUUAAACCAUAACUCAAUAGAUUUUUCAUCCUGCAGCUUGCGGGUGACAAGUUAUACGAAAAACAAUCUUUUGAAAAGAAAGUUUUUGCCAUCUUUAGUUUUGGAAAGAAAGUUCUUGUCAUUUCUAGUCUUGUAAAGAAAGUUAUUGUUAUGUGUUUUGUAAAGAAGGUUGAUGUCAUUUUUUAUAAGAUAACAAAAUUUGGUAAUUGUGCAGCGUGCAGGUGACAAGUUAUACGAUAAAUAUCAUUUAUUGUUUUGUAAAGAAAGUUUUUGCUAUUUUCAAUCAAAUAUUUAAAUUUUACCUGUCAACAAAAAAAAUUAACAAAUUUUUCUAAAAUUUAGCUUAAAGUCAAAAAAGAAUGUCAUAAACCUCCAAUUUUAGCCCACCCUUCCCUUAUAUGAAGAACCAGCCGACGCUUUGCCAGACCCUCCAGAAACCCCAAAAAUGAGGUUUUUAAAUCGACCAAAGUCGAUAAAUGGCUACCCAAAAAUCCACUCGACCGAAAUGAACCGAAGUACAACAAGUUUUGGCGUUGAGAUGGCCAAACAGCAACGAUAUCCGAAUAGGGCCGUCGUUAUGACACAGCUUUAA
Molecule: messenger RNA, 4695 nt
Organism: Bursaphelenchus okinawaensis
Lineage: Eukaryota; Metazoa; Nematoda; Chromadorea; Rhabditida; Aphelenchoididae
Source: the annotation of a GenBank genome assembly